GUAGACCAUUCCAACUUCUAAAGUUCAACAAUAAAAUGCUCUCUGUUUGAGAGAGAAAUUACUAAAUUAUUCAUACUAUUUACGAUCAUCAAAAGUUAGCCGUCACUUUGGCUCUUUAUUGCUUUUUUAUUGUUCAAUUAGGGUUUUUUUUUGUUGUUGCGAGAUCUGGGUUAGUUUAACAGAUCCGGGAGCGGGAAGGCUUUGUAGCAGUUUCGAUUUCCACGGAGAUUUAACGAAGUAGUUGUGGUGGGUUUUUCGGAUUUUGGAUCUGUAGACUGGCUCUCUAGGUGAAAAUGCAUACCAGGUACAUGGAGAGGAUAAACUCUAUGAGAGGAAAGAGAAGUUUGGAUGAGGCAGCAGAAGAUGAACAGCAGCCGGAGCGGAAGCGUCCGGCUUUGGCCAGUGUUAUUGUUGAAGCAUUGAAGUUGGACAGUCUCCAGAAACUUUGCUCGUCUUUGGAACCAAUUCUACGCAGAGUUGUUAGUGAAGAAGUUGAACGCGCUCUAGCAAAAUUAGGCCCUUCUAGACUAGAUGGAAGAUCCUCCCCUAAACGAAUUGAAGGGCCAAAUGGACGGAACAUGCAGCUUCAAUUCAAAUCUAGGUUAUCUCUUCCCCUGUUCACCGGUGGAAAGGUUGAAGGAGAGCAGGGUGCUACAAUCCAUGUUGUUUUGGUUGAUGUAAGCGUGGGUCAAGUUGUAACAUUUGGUCCCGAGUCCAAUAUAAAGCUGGACGUGGUUGUUUUAGAAGGCGAUUUCAACAAUGAAGAUGAUGAAGACUGGAGCCAAGAGGAAUUCGAGAGCCAUGUUGUAAAAGAGCGUGAAGGGAAGAGACCUCUUUUGCACGGAGAGUUGCAAGUCACACUCAAGGAAGGUGUAGGGACCCUUGGAGAGCUUACAUUUACAGAUAAUUCAAGUUGGAUUAGGAGCCGCAAGUUCAGGCUUGGUCUUAAAGUUUCUUCAGGCUUUUGUGAAGGAAUACGCAUACGAGAGGCAAAGACAGAAGCCUUCACUGUUAAAGAUCACCGUGGAGAAUUAUACAAGAAACACUACCCACCUGCUUUGAAUGACGAGGUUUGGAGACUAGAGAAGAUUGGUAAAGAUGGGUCGUUCCAUAAAAGACUAAAUAAAGCUGGAUUAUACACGGUCGAAGACUUUCUUCGUUUUGUAGUUAGAGAUCCCCAGAAGUUACGAAGUAUCCUUGGAACUGGUAUGUCCAAUAAAAUGUGGGAUGCUCUCAUAGAGCAUGCCAAGACCUGUGCUUUGAGUGGGAGGCUUUAUGUAUAUUAUCCAGAUGAAUCGAGGUAUCUUGGCGUUGUCUUCAACAACAUUUAUGAGUUGAGUGGACUUAUAACCGGUGAACAAUACUUGACAGCUGAUUCUCUCUCUGAAACCCAGAAGGUGUAUGUGGACAGUUUGGUGAAGAAGGCUUAUGAAAACUGGAGCCAAGUGAUCGAGUAUGAUGGCAAAUCACUUUUUGGCUAUGACCACCAACCGAAGAGGUUGAAUGCAUCUCGCAAUCAACUACUACCUGCUGGUCCAGUCGAGUAUCCAAAUUCUUUUGAUAAUCAGCUUUCCACAUCAUCAGUUUCAGUUCCUUCUGAGCAGCCAGCAGGGGAGUCCAGCUUGCAACUUGAUGGUUAUAACGAGAGCUUAGCAAGCAAAUUCCCGACCUCCUCUCAGUUCCUAAACCCUGAAACCCAUAACAACCAUUACGAUAACAAUAUAUUUUCUUCACAAGAGCAUCAAGUAAACAACGACAGUAGAUACAAUAGCAGUGUUGUAGGACUGGCACUCGGUCCUCCUGAAGCAGCAUCAACAUCGAUCCAAGAAAUGAACACGUCAUCCAAUCAAUACGCGAUGAAUUCGUACGACGACUGGUCAAAUAACCGAGAAAAGGAUCUCUUAUCGGAGGAGGAAAUUCGGAUGAGAAGUCACGAGAUACUUGAGAAUGAAGACAUGCAGCAUUUGCUUAGACUUUUCAGUAUGGGAGGUGGUCAUAACCAUCAUGGGAAUAUAAAUAUACCAGAUGAUGGGUUUGGCUUCAAUUCUUACAUGCCUGCUCCAACUCCAGAUUUGAAUUUCAGUUUCGAUGAGGAUUGUAUUCGUCCUGGUAAAGCGGUUGCUGGUUGGUUGAAAAUUAAAGCAGCUAUGAGAUGGGGUUUCUUUAUCAGAAAGUUAGCAGCAGAAAAGAGGCGGGCACAGCUAGUACAGUUGGAUGAUGACUAGAAAUUUACAAUUCAUCUUCAUUUCUGCAAUUGCCGACUGGGUUUUCAGGCAAAUACUGAAACAACUUGUUUCGUCUCUCUGAAUAUACUUUGUGAAGUAAAUGGUUGAUCUCUACUUGUUAUUAUGUAAGCUUCUUUAGAUGACUUGGGGAAGAAUCUGACAACUCUAGGUUUCUUCUGCAAAUUGAUGUUCAGUGUAUUAUUUUCUUUUCUUUUAUGUCUCCUCUUUUGUGGUUUUUUUAACUUAAAAAACAUCUUGUUUAUUAAUGUGCAACUGUUGUGGAAUUAUCUGUAAUCUUAUAUAAAUAUUGUCGUUGUUAAGUGUACUUCAAUAAUAUUGCUUUGUUUUUAA
Messenger RNA from Impatiens glandulifera, 2576 nucleotides. RefSeq names its product calmodulin-binding protein 60 C-like. Lineage: Eukaryota; Viridiplantae; Streptophyta; Magnoliopsida; Ericales; Balsaminaceae. Bases 294 to 2225 code for a protein of 643 amino acids. The record is from RefSeq and is a predicted model, not a curated record. Gene Ontology annotation, biological process: regulation of salicylic acid biosynthetic process. Gene Ontology annotation, molecular function: sequence-specific DNA binding; DNA-binding transcription factor activity; calmodulin binding. Gene Ontology annotation, cellular component: nucleus. The transcript has 8 exons.